CACCUUUUUUUUAGGGCAAAAAAAAUUAAGGCCAGCCUCGUUUAUCAACACUCGCAAGUCGCAACAGGGGAAACAGAGCAACCCAUAUGUGAAGGCAAAAAAAGCAAGAGAGAGAGACAGAGAGAGAAUCAGAAAGCAAGGAAAGAAAGAUAAUAAAGAGGGGAAUUCAAGGAAGAAGAAGGGUUUCUGUGUAGUUGGGACUGGAGACCAUGCAGACAGCGGAGCCUCCUCAAAACUCGCAACAGCUAAUGGUGCAGAGCUCGGGAAGCCUCAGUUUCAACAGCAACUUAUCCAAAGAAGACGAGGAGAUGUCAAGGUCUGCUCUCUCUACUUUCCGGGCCAAGGAAGAGGAGAUUGAAAGGAAGAAGAUGGAGGUCAGAGAGAAGGUUCAAGCGCAGUUGGGCCGUGUUGAAGAAGAAACCAAGCGUUUGGCCACGAUUCGUGAGGAGCUUGAAGCGCUAGCCGAUCCCAUGAGGAAAGAAGUUGCAUCCGUCCGCAAGAAGAUUGAUGCAGUGAACAAAGAAUUAAAGCCAUUGGGGCAUACCUGCCAGAAGAAGGAGAAAGAAUACAAAGAAGCUCUUGAGGCAUUCAAUGAGAAGAACAAGGAAAAAGUACAACUUAUAACCAGGUUAAUGGAGCUGGUGGGUGAAAGUGAGAGGUUGAGGAUGAAGAAGCUGGAGGAGCUGAUGACACAUGCCGAACUGGAUUCUCCCCCCAUUACGAGAGAGGUCCUGCCAUUUGAGCAGCUACCAAUAACAACGGUUGAUGAUAUCAACAAUUGAGAGGUCUCUCGAUUCUCAAAUCAGCAUUAUAUGUAUAUCUCUUAUGCCGAGUAGUUAGUGUUCAUAUUGUGUUAGGCUACAGUUUAUCGUAUCCAAAUCGAUUUCAUUUCAUCAGUCUUAAAAUACAUAGAUGAAUGUUUUCAUAGACGAGAGAGAGCAUUUAUCAAUUUAAUUACUCAUAUUACCCCUUUUUUUU
This is a messenger RNA of Juglans regia (Persian walnut), 978 nucleotides long. RefSeq names its product ankyrin repeat domain-containing protein 30A-like. The record is from RefSeq and is a predicted model, not a curated record. The transcript has 5 exons. The coding region runs from base 210 to 782 and encodes 190 amino acids. Lineage: Eukaryota; Viridiplantae; Streptophyta; Magnoliopsida; Fagales; Juglandaceae.